Molecule: messenger RNA, 2634 nt
Organism: Gossypium raimondii (Peruvian cotton)
Lineage: Eukaryota; Viridiplantae; Streptophyta; Magnoliopsida; Malvales; Malvaceae
Product: protein CHROMATIN REMODELING 19
Exons: 12
Coding region: 57-2252 (731 amino acids)
Cellular component (GO): nucleus
Molecular function (GO): DNA binding; chromatin binding; ATP binding
Source: RefSeq, a predicted model, not a curated record
UAAGAAGUUAAAUCCUCUAGACUCAUAUGCGCUAGAAUUUAAAGGAAAAACAAAAAAUGAAGCGCGUUUUGGACGAAAGUUCAGACGAUGGAUGGGAAAAUCAUUCUUUCAAGCCUUCCCGGGUUUCAAAGAAAAGCCCUAACCCUCCUCCAAUCAAAUCUUUCUCUUUCAAUUCCCAAUCUCACACUAAUUAUUCCGGCCAAAGCAGCGACGAUUGCGUCGAAAUCCAACAGUUGGAGGACGACGGGGUCUCCAACUUGGAAGACGACGAUGUUGAAGCCGAGGAUGUCGCCCGGCCUGUCAACCGUGUCCGUCGAUUCGUGGUUGACGACGACGAGGAAGACAAUGAAAAUGCUUGCUCUGAUGAGGUGUUUGAUGUUGAGUCAAGUGAAGAAAUGGAGGAACUGCAAGAGGAUGACGUGGUAGGGAAGGCGUUGCAAAAGUGUGCGAAAAUAUCGACUGAGCUUCGGAAGGAGCUCUACGGGAGUUCUGCUGCUUCUUGUGAACGAUACGCCGAAGUAGAAGCUUCUUCCGUGAGAAUCGUUACGCAGAAUGAUGUUGAUGUUGCAUGUGGGGCUGCGGAUUCUGGUUUUCAGCCAGUUCUCAAGCCAUAUCAACUAGUUGGUGUAAACUUUCUUCUUCUGUUGCAUCGAAAGGGUAUUGGAGGAGCUAUAUUGGCAGAUGAGAUGGGUCUUGGGAAAACCAUUCAGGCUAUUACAUAUUUAACUUUGCUGAAACAUCUGAAAAAUGAUCCUGGUCCUCAUUUGAUAGUUUGUCCUGCCUCAGUUUUAGAAAACUGGGAAAGAGAACUUAAGAAGUGGUGCCCAUCAUUUUCUGUACUUCAGUAUCAUGGUGCUGGCAGAGCAGCUUACUCGAAAGAGUUGAGCUCUUUGUCCAAAGCUGGAUUACCACCUCCAUUUAAUGUCCUCCUUGUGUGCUAUUCACUUUUUGAAAGACACAGUGUGCAGCAGAAGGAUGAUCGUAAAAUUCUGAAACGUUGGCAUUGGAGCUGUGUGCUAAUGGACGAGGCCCAUGCUUUAAAGGAUAAGAACAGCUAUAGGUGGAAAAACCUAAUGUCAGUUGCUCGAAAUGCAAAACAGCGUCUUAUGCUAACAGGCACACCACUGCAAAAUGAUUUACACGAGCUGUGGUCGUUGCUAGAGUUCAUGAUGCCUGAUCUUUUCGCCACUGAGGAUGUAGACUUGAAGAAGCUACUAAAUGCAGAAGAUAGGGAGUUGGUUGGUCGUAUGAAGUCCAUUCUGGGACCAUUCAUCUUGAGGCGUCUGAAAUCUGAUGUCAUGCAGCAACUCGUCCCAAAGAUGCAACGGGUUGAGCAUGUAAUUAUGGAGAAGCAACAAGAAGAUGCAUAUAGGGAGGCCAUAGAGGAGUAUCGUACAAUCUCACGAGCACGGAUAGCUAAGCUUUCAGAAUCUGAUAUGAAUAAUAUUGUUGGAAUUCUUCCUCAACGUCAGAUCUCAAACUAUUUUGUUCAGUUUAGAAAGAUUGCAAAUCAUCCAUUAUUAGUGAGGCGAAUUUAUAAUGAUGAGGAUGUUGUUUGCUUUGCUAGAAGGUUACAUUCAAUGGGUGUUUUUGAAUGUACCUUGGACAGAGUAAUUGAGGAACUAAAGAAUUACAAUGACUUCUCUAUUAAUCGGCUUUUAAUUCGCUAUGGAAUUACUGGUGGUAAAGGAACUCUUUCUGAUGAGUAUGUUAUGCUUUCAGCUAAAUGCCAGGCUUUAGCAAAGCUUCUCCCUUCACUCAAGAGAAGUGGGCAUCGAGUUCUGAUUUUUAGCCAAUGGACAUCAAUGCUUGAUAUCUUAGAGUGGACUUUAGAUGUUAUUGGAGUUACAUAUAAACGGCUUGAUGGAAGUACUCAGGUGACUGAUAGGCAGACUAUAGUUGAUGAUUUCAAUAAUGACACUUCAAUAUUUGCGUGCUUGUUGUCCACGAGAGCUGGAGGGCAGGGUUUGAACUUGACAGGAGCUGAUACUGUAAUUAUCCAUGACCUGGAUUUUAAUCCACAGAUUGACCGGCAGGCUGAAGAUCGUUGCCAUCGAAUUGGCCAAAUUAGGCCAGUUACUAUAUACAGGCUGGUUACUAAAGGUACUGUUGAUGAGAAUGUUUAUGAGAUUGCAAAAAGGAAGUUGACUCUGGAUGCUGCAGUGCUAGAGUCAGGUAUUGAUAUAGAGAAUGAAGGUGACACAUCUGAGAAAACGAUGGGACAAAUACUGACAUCACUACUGAUGAACUAGAACUAAACUAGUAUGUGAUAGAUUUUUGUUUUCUUUACUUUUGCUUAUUCUUUGUACACAUAAGACCCAUUGUUGUAUCAGUUCGUAGAUGAAGAGAAAAUUGUCUUGAUCUAUUAGAUUUAGGAUCAUUUGAGGGGAAAAUCAACCUUUAAAAUUUUUAGGGCAUGCCUUACAUGGGUAUUAAUUAGCCAACACCAACAUAGAAGAAUAUUUAUGAGAAAAUUAUUAGCAGGAGAGAUGGUGACUUUUCGGUGCCUUUCAGAUAGAAGUAUCAAAACCCCACCUCCUGAAUGGCUCCAUCUUCUCCUUAAAGAGAAACUAAUUGAUUUGUGAUCUUACAUUUGAUAUAGUAAAGAGUACCAAUAUUAUUAUUAUCUUAGAA